AUUAGUGAGAGCUGGGCUCGCCGGUCGUGUACUGAGAGGGUAGACCAUUUUCACGAUGACGUUGUAAAUACAGGUCGGUUACGCCCGGUGAAUAUUAAUACGCUGUUCUACUCACUGAAGUGUUACCUACUGUAAAGACGGGGCAUUAUUAGAUCUUACAUACUAGGUCACAUAUGUAGCUGGGAGGUAUAUGUGCUUGGAUUUGCGGUAAAUUGUUUAAAACAAUCCAUUCCAUCGUGACUGUAACAUUCCGGUGACGCAACUCCAUGUUCCUGACGACGUAAGACCGCGUGCUGACACGUGCGUUAACUGGAUGCUGUAAGUGGCACAUCUUCAUUAGCUGCAUACAGCAAUUUACAGAAUUUUCGAUGGAGUUAUUAACACGGAAGUAACGAAAAUCACCCUGUGAUGAAGAAGAUUUUCGCCAGUCUGUUUACUGGACACAGGAAUGAUGUUAUUCAGGGAGUUCAUCGUAACAGGUGUAUUUGCCGUGCUUUCUGUAUCCUGUACUCUCUGUUGUGAACACCAGAUUUUCGUGGAAAAUGGCGGAACUGCAUCCAUAUAUUCCCCUGGAUAUGAACAGGGAAGCUAUCAACUGGACGUCCACUGCACGUGGAACAUAUCCACUACCACACACGGAAAACUGAAAUUAACGUUUUUGGAUUUCAACAUCGAGUAUCAUAUGUUAUGUAUAUGGGACUAUGUUUUGGUAUACAAUGGAACCUGUGGAAGUGGCGGAGACAUAAAACGGUACUGCGGCACUGACAUAGAAAGCAAUAUUGUGUCUUCUACCGCCGAGGCCUGUGUCGAGUUCCAUUCUGACCAGUAUGUAGUGAAGCCUGGAUUCCGACUAUUGGUCACGUCACAACAAGAACAAUUACCUACAACGGUAUCUUCAGAGAAAUCUUCAUCAGAUACAACACCGAUGAUAUUUACAUCAUCGACAACAUCACCGACGUCAUCGCUGACAACAUCAUCAACUUUACCACAGACUUCAUCGACAACCAUAUCAUCAACGCCAUCAUCUGGAGAUACUACAAUUCCUCCCUUACCUAGUACGAUCUCGCCUUUUACACCGAUGUUCCCCUACCCUUCCCAGCUGAACGUGCAAACCUUACUGAUAGGCCAGCUCAGCAGCACCUUCGAGGAUCCCACGGUUAUAGAGAUGUGUAAAGACAUCUCGUGGUACCAGGCGGAGAACCAGGCUUUGGUUAUAUCCCCAGGCUAUGCACAGAAUCAGAACUACGGCAAUAAUAGGAAUUGUCAUCUAAAAAUACUCAACCCUGGAAAGAAGGUCGUGCAGUUUUCUUUCAUCAUUUUCAAUGUUGAAAAACACCCUACCUGCGCAUGGGACAAGUUAGAAAUCACGGAAGCACAAGAUUCAAUUUUGGCGACCAUUUGUGGAUUUUCAGCAGAUACUCCCGAGAAUUUGAAGUCAUCCGCAGCAGAUAUCAACCUAGUCUUCAUCUCUGAUAACGUGGUUAACUGGAGCGGCUUUCAAGUGAAACUUUCUCUGCAUGAUACAGCACCGACACCUGAGCCACCGUCUACCUUACUCACAACAGAAGCUACUACACCGAACCCGAAUUACGUGACCACACCGGUACAAAACCACCAUCCAAUAAUUCUCGAUAAGGGAUAUCAGCAAUCAUACGUUAACGAUACCGUUACAGUCCUUUCUCCAAACUUUGGUCCAGGAAAAACUUACCCUGUCAGUGUCACGUGCGGAUUGAAAAUUCAAGCAUUGAAUAAUCAGAAAAUUCGUGUUAAUGUUUUAGAUUUCAAAGUGGAGUACCAUCCCUCUUGCUCAUGGGACAGAUUAUCUAUCUACGAUGGUCCGUCUAAAUCAUCAUCAUUAUUAGGAACAUUUUGUGGUGUCAAAUCGGAUGUAGCCAUUGACAGUAGCGGGGCUGUGCUGUUUCUGGAGUUCGUGUCUGAUUACAUCGUUCCCGACAAAGGAUUCCAGCUCGAUGUUUCAACUAAAAUAGAUGCAACCACCACUAUCGCAACUACGCCACUUCCCAUGACCUCAACUUUUGCAAUAACCACGCCCCCAACUACACCCUCCAAUGUGGAAACAACAACGUCAUAUACAGAUACCCCUGAAACUAUCCCCUCAACAACGCCCUCGACUGUGCCAGCAACUUCACUAACUGCUUCACCAUCAACCAUGUCCUCAGUUAUUCCUCUGACAACGAUUAAGACUCUGACAACUCUCCUGACCACGCCCUCGGCCACGGUCCCGACCUCGCCUUCAACUGCGACAAAAGCUACAUCCAUAAAUACUCCAACAACUAUACCACCGAACACGGCCAAGACGUCAACUUCAACUUCCAAAACGAUUUCGGUUACGUUAACAUCUUCCCCAACGACCAAACCCACGAUUCCAUCAACGACCAAGCCCUCGACGACUCUUCCGACAAGCACAUCAAAAACCACACCAUGGUAUGUAUCAACAACCACACCCAAUACACGGUUGACUACAUUGACAACUUCUACCACCGAGUCAAGCGACACUGUCAUAGAGCUAUGUGUUGGAAAGACAGCAAUAUCCCUCCCCGCUAAGGGGGUGUACGUCACGUCACCGAACUACAUCUCGGGGAACUAUCCCACUAACAUCAAGUGUGGACUUACUGUGAAUACAUCAUCAACCCAGGUAAUAUCCGUUGAAAUGAUAGAUAUGGAUAUAGAAGAAAAUGCUAUCUGCUCAUGGGAUAGUUUGUCAGUUUAUGACGGACCUACGAGAAGUUCCAAUCGUCUCGCUAAACUCUGUGGGAAAACAUUACCCCAUCAAUCGUUGCUGAGUUCGUCAAAUGUUCUCCACUUCCACUUCGAAUCUGAUUUUGUUAUUCCGCGUAAAGGAUUCAAGGCUAAAGUAACGUCUGUACAAGAUUUACUUACGGUGUCAACUACACCGAUAUCAAAACCAACAUUAGUUCCGGGAAAUACUGUCAAAAUAUCUACGGAAUCAUUAACUACUACACCGCAAGAAGCGUCAUCUAAAACACAGGCAACAACUGAAGAAACAACAAAAUUUACUGAGGGCACAACGGAACCAACAACGAUCAAUCUGGUAACAAUAUUGAAGACAUCCAUGAAAGUUCCAACAACGCCAACAACAACACUAUCGACGACAGCGAUGAUGACAACGGCGGCGUCGAAACCAGCGACGUCAAUAACGUCACCAGCAGCUUUACACAUAACGUCAAUGACAUCGACGACGACGUUAAAGACAACAACAAAAUCAACAACGAUGAUGACAACGAUGCCAAAAACAAAGACAAAAAUAUCAUCAAUAACAAAACCACCGUCGUCUACGAUGACAACACAAUCAGCGACGAUGACUAGUCCACAAACAAGUUUUACGACAACGGUCGCGAAUGUGACGAAUCUGCCUUUAGAAUGUCGGGGAGUCCCACAAGUACAUACCUUGCCAUCUGGGACCAUACAGUCACCUGGUAUAGACCUCCCCUAUCCACACAAUACAACCUGUGAAUGGGUUGUUAUCGCCGCAAGUAACCAUGUGAUUGAACUGAACUUCUUUGAGUUUGACCUUGAACCUGAUUGUGAUGCUAGCCGUGUAACCAUCUAUGACUCCUCGACGUCCAUUGGUCCAAUACUGGCGACGUUCUGUGGCGGUGAUAUCCCGGGGAAUGUAACUUCAACCUCCAAGGUCUUGUUUGUUAGUCUUAUGAGUAACAACACUACGAAGGACAAUGGAUUCAAGGCUAAUUACACAGCGAUAGCAAAAGUGGUGCCGGUGCAGCCUUGUCUGGCCGGUGAAUUCGCCUGUCCGGGCGGAGAGUGUAUACCCGAUGAGUGGUUAUGUGACGGUGAGGUCGACUGCAUUGGCGCGGGGGACGAACUGUCAUGUCAACUCUGCCUGGAUGGAGAAUUUCGGUGUGGGAAUGGCGAAUGUAUUCCUGGGCUGUUAAGAUGUGAUGGACACGAUGAUUGCGUGGAGGGGCUGGACGAGUAUAACUGCCUUUCCAUUGGAGAUGCAGGUCAGUACGUAAUGGUGAUGUAUCACGCGCAGUGGUACCCAGUCUGUAGCGACGACUGGAGUACACAAACAAGUGACGUCAUCUGCCAACAACUCGCCUUCAGUGAUUCUACGUCGAUGACACCGGUGAACACGGACAGUAUGGUGUUCAUGACUCUUAAGGACGAUUCGCCAGUUACAUCCCAGUCCAUACACACGAUGUUCGAACCCACGCUCAACUGUAACAGUAGACAACAAGUACAACUUCAAUGUAAACACAAUGGAUGUGGUAUGAGAAGCCCAAAUUUGAUGCAGCCAUACAUCAUAGGCGGCACAAAAUCCUAUACCGGCCAAUGGCCGUGGAUGGUGGCCCUAAAAAUCAACCAAAAAUUUAUUUGUGGCGGCACACUAAUUAGUCAACAGUGGGUUGCCACAGCUAGUCAUUGUAUCGAGUCGGUAUCUGCAAGACCGUAUCUUUUGAAUGUGAUGUUAGGUUCCAUAGCGAUGAACCCAGCCGACGCCGUUUAUUACAAGGUCACAGAGGUCAUCAUACAUCCAGACAAUUUCUUCAUUUACCAGGCAGAUCUUGCGCUCCUGAGGUUGCAAAAACCAGUAAUUUUCAACGACCACGUAAACUCCCUUUGCUUGGCAACGGAGGGGCACGCACUCACAAAAAGUUCUAUUUGUUAUGUAUCUGGAUGGGGUGUGUUGUCUGUAUCAGACUUUUACUCCACUAUAAUGCCGGAGUACUUGCACCACGCUAAAAUGAAGUUAGUGACUCACUCAAAGUGUAAAGAAUCGUAUCAGGGCAAGCUCAAGGAUACAAUGUUGUGUGCUGGGUAUGACCUCGGCAGGAUCGACUCAUGUAAGGGUGACAGUGGCGGGCCUCUUAUGUGUAAAGUCAGUGCAGACAGGUGGGUUUUGGCCGGAAUCACAAGCUGGGGAGAGACACCCUGUGGUCAAGCAAUGAAACCCGGGGUUUAUACAAGAGUGGACAAGUACAGAGAUUGGAUCUUAGGAAUCAUGGACGAUGAUGGAAAACAAUACAACUGUACGUAUGAAACGCCGGGACUUUGCGGUCAUAUUGACGUCUCUCUGAGUGAAUUCAUGUGGACCCGGAGAUCACAUGACCCUACAUUUGAUCACACGUGGGGAAAUGCUACAGGACAUUUCAUGUACGCAGAAAAUCCGAACGGCCUAGGGGCUUCCUCUCAUGAAGCAAUUUUGAAAAUCCCCGCUUUCUUAAAGGAUGACGUAAAAUGCAUGUCAUUAGCAGUUUUCUUUUCUGGAUCUCAGUCCGACAUGAAACUGAAGAUUAUGGGUCACGUGACACCGAAUGUAAUCCGACAGCUAUCCGAAAUAUCCUCCUUUUCUAGUUCCUGGUCUGUUGCAUACAUCACUAUCGACGAUGAUGUCACAGAAGUCGAUAUUGUGGCUGUGAGAGGAGUGCGUGGAAAUGUUGGUGUGGCAAUUGAUGACGUAAUGGUCGCCGGAGGUCAUUGUCAAGAUAAUAUCAAACUUGGCUGUACGUUUGACGGAGGAAACACGUGUCUUUACACAAACGACAAAGAUGAUAUAUAUGACUGGAGUUUACAGUCUGCGGAGAUUGGUUACUUUAUAGAAUUUAGUGGUGCAGAUAAAUAUCCCGGAGACAAGGCAAGGUUUUCUUCUCCAAUAAUGACCCGGUCCAUCCCUCGUUGUGUGAAGUUUUUAUAUCAAGUCUGCCCUCAGUCGUCGGGCACUCUUACCCUCCUAACACAAGUCUACUUUGGGGGCGUUCCUCUUUUACGUGCCCCGGUGUGGACUUCGCAGCUGUCAAACUGUACCGACUGGAGUCUAGCCCAGGUGGACGUGGAUCACCAGUCUCACCCAUUUGGUGUAGCUUUCGAGGCAUCAAGGGGCCAGCAUUCCGGUAGCAUUAGAGUUGAUGAUAUCAGUAUUACCCAAGGUAACUGCUUCUAGGCAGUUAUUAUAAUAUAUAUAUAUAUAUUUAUUGUAUGAAAUGACAUCUAACAGUACCACUCAUAUGUAAAGCAUCGGGACAUCUAAUAAAGUGACUGUGUAAAUAUGGUGACUAAAUGAAGUAAUCCAUAUGUCACAGACAGACAGACACAUACAGAUACACACACACAGACACACAGACACACACACGCUGACAUGCGGCCAUUUCUAUACAUUAUUUGACAACAGUACAAACGUUUACAACACCGGGAAACGUGUUAAAUUUUCUCUAAUAAACGACUAAGGAUAAUCUGACAUUACAUGUACAGGCCACUUGUUACAUUGAUAUCAGUACACACAUGUGUAAUAUGUAUACUUGUGACAGUGUUUGAUAUCAGUACACAUAUGUGUAAGAUGUACAUGUAUAUUUGUUAGUGUUUGAUAUCAGUACACACAUGUGUAAUAUGUAUACUUGUGAUAGUGUUUGAUAUCAGUACACACAUGUGUAAGAUGUACAUAUAUAUUUGUUAGUGUUUUAUAUCAGUACACAUGUGUAAGAUAUACUUGUAUACAAGUUACAGUUUUUUUUAUAUCAGUACACUUAUGUGUAAGAUGUACAUAUUAAUUUGUUAGUGUUUGAUAUCAGUACACAUAUGUGUAAGAUGUACAUAUAUAUUUGUUAGUGUUUGAUAUCAGUACACAUAUGUGUAAGAUGUACAUCUAUAUUUGUUAGUGUUUGAUAUCAGUACACAUGUGUAAGAUAUACAUGUAUACAAGUUACGGUUUUUUUUAUAUCAGUACACUUAUGUGUAAGAUGUACAUGUAUACGUGUUACAGUGUUUGAUAUCAGUACACAUAUGUGUAAUAUGUACAUGUAUAUUUGUUAGUGUUUGAUAUCAGUACACACAUGUGUAAGAUGUACAUGUAUACGUGUUACAGUGUUUGAUAUCAGUACACAUAUGUGUAAUAUGUAUACUUGUGACAGUGUUUGAUAUCAGUACACAUAUGUGUAAGAUGUACAUGUAUACUUGUGACAGUGUUUGAUAUCAGUACACAUGUGUGUAAGAUGUACAUAUACUUGUUACAGUGUUUGAUAUCAGUACUCUAUUACUAUUUCUCGGAUUUUUGGACGUGUGAAAUACUGUAGUCCUCGCCCAGUGUAACCGCAUCUGAUACCACACGUGUAAACACUUGACAACAUUGAAUGCGUGUGUUUGACAGCCUGCAUAAAAACACGAUGUUUAUUUCCUUCUUUCGUAAAACCGUUAGGCCUGUAAAUAACACCGCUGUAACAUGCCACGUGUUAGAGUAUCCUGUAAACUGAGAUAAUCUGAUAGCACACUCAGCCUAGCAAUGUAAAUACAACUAUCUCUCUCCUAACAUGUUUCCAGGUUAUAAUUGGGUCAUUCACGUGACCUACAAUUCUGAUGGAGACCCAUCCUUAUAAAAGAUAGCCGACUAAAGAUAGCCUAUCAAUUAGCCAGUCCCAUCAACGUUAGUCCGAAUAGAGUCAAACUUCCUCUCUAUCGGGAAACCAACGUUUUCCUGUGUAGAUGACUCGGAUCAUUGUUUAACUGAUGGUCUGAGAGUUGAAUAACACAGGGUAUUGUGGUAGAAAGCAUUUUCUACCACAAUACCCUGUGUUAUUCACUUUAUAAUACACUUUAUUUGCAUACGCGAAAUUAUACUUGGCCACGUUUCCCUUUGAUUCAAGCCGAUAUUAUUGUGGUAGAAACAGGUCACACGACUCGAAA
This is a messenger RNA of Pecten maximus, 7677 nucleotides long. RefSeq names its product mucin-5AC-like. The transcript is spliced from 24 exons. Gene Ontology annotation, molecular function: protein binding; serine-type endopeptidase activity. Gene Ontology annotation, cellular component: membrane. Gene Ontology annotation, biological process: proteolysis. Bases 449 to 5944 code for a protein of 1831 amino acids. NCBI's taxonomy places the organism in Eukaryota, Metazoa, Mollusca, Bivalvia, Pectinida, Pectinidae. The record is from RefSeq and is a predicted model, not a curated record.